Molecule: messenger RNA, 1549 nt
Organism: Colletotrichum destructivum
Lineage: Eukaryota; Fungi; Ascomycota; Sordariomycetes; Glomerellales; Glomerellaceae
Product: Putative questin oxidase
Exons: 3
Coding region: 101-1330 (409 amino acids)
Molecular function (GO): oxidoreductase activity
Source: RefSeq, a predicted model, not a curated record
CCUUUUUUUUGCAUCUGCAGCUCCGUCGCAAAUCCUUGGGGUCUCCUCUUCUCUUCCUUCUCCAACAAUACGAACAGGCUGAAAGCUCACAGUUUUCAACAUGGCGCCCGGUCUGCUAUCAUACGUCCCCAUCAUCAACCGCUUCGUCUCGGACGGCGAGCGAGCGCAAGCCAUCGACAUCCCCGCCGUCCAAGUCCACGAUGUCGAGACCGACCACGACAGACGAGCGAGGUGCCUCAAGCACCUGCUGAGGGCGAACCACGUCAACCACUCCAUCAUCUACCAUAACCUCCAGUUCGACAACCAUACCGCACACGUGCUCUCCUCAGCCUACCUCCUCGGCGCGAACGACCGGCAAUUGCAAACCAUCUACGAGGCCGAAUCCAAGGAACUCGAGCCAUGGAAGGAAUCACCGGCCGAGGUCACCGAAGACGACUGGAGAGAUCUACUGGGCGACAAGACGUACCAGAGAGCGUACGUCGACUUCUUUGAAGACUCGCUGGCAUACAGCUCGUACGACUGGAAAAAGGUUGUCGACAAGUUCAUGUUCACGGGCGAGGAGCCCCUGGUCCACGGACUCAUCGGUGGCCUUGGCCACCCCCUCAUCCACCUCGGAUACGCAUACGAGAUGAACUCUAAGGAGAUCGCCAUCGAAGCACUCGCCUUGACCGCCACACAAUACAACUUCUUCCAUCGAUAUCUCGACGACAAGUCCUACACGAAGCCCUCGCCGUUCGGUUCCAAGUCGAUCUUUCAACUGACCAACAAGUUGGCCGAGGACAAGCGUUUUGAUGGCUUGUUCAAGGAGCCGGCGCUGGACAACCUCAACGUCUUGUUCGAGAAGCACGAGAGCCUCGUCCUGGAAUACUGGAAUGCCUGGGCCAUCACCGACCCUGUGAAGCAAUUCGAGGAGUCCCAGGAGCUCGCCGUCGCGCUCCUCGUCGCGACGGUUCCCCGUGGAACUCACGCAUACAACUUCUUCGCCGUGCACCUCCUGACGACGAGCCAUGCCGUGCGCAUUCUCCUCCCCUUCAUUCCGGUCAAGUUCCAUGUCGACUUGGUGAGGGAAUGGUGGUUGCUGGUUCUCGGCGUGUACAUAUCUCUCCUGCGACCAAAGAUCGACCCCGACAACGUCGAGACGGACCUGAAGGGCCGACACUGGGGCCACGCUGAGCACGAGGCUCUGAACUCGCAAUGGGCGACAGAUGCACACUACGUCAAAGCCAUCCGCGCCAUGAAGGAGGCGUCCAGGACAUGGGGUGAUGUCCACGAACGCUAUCUGGCUUCUGCUCUGACUUUUGUUGACAACUUCCGCGGGUGGACUUUCUGAGCGCCGGACGCAGUGUGUGUUGUUUGAUGGGGUCGUGAACCAGCCGACGUAUCCCCUUGAAGAAGUGGAUGCUUCGAUGCCAUUGCGCACCUUGGCUGCGCAUAUUGUAUAAUAUUGAAAUUUAUAGCCAUGGGAAUGAAUCUGAACGGGUAACGAGGGUUUGCAAUGUAUCUGUCUGGAAGCCAAGCGAUGUGUCCCACUGCGUGACAACUGCGUGAC